Messenger RNA from Loa loa (African eye worm), 1359 nucleotides. Its product is annotated as oxidoreductase. Gene Ontology annotation, molecular function: oxidoreductase activity; zinc ion binding. The record is from RefSeq and is a predicted model, not a curated record. Lineage: Eukaryota; Metazoa; Nematoda; Chromadorea; Rhabditida; Onchocercidae. The transcript has 8 exons. The coding region runs from base 117 to 1271 and encodes 384 amino acids. Gene Ontology annotation, cellular component: mitochondrion.
ACUAGGGAAAUAUUGAUAUAGUAAUCUACUUAUUACUUUAAAGAUAACUGAGUUAAUUACGAUUGCUAGAAGGAGGGAUUAAAUAUGUUCUGAAAAAAUUUUCUUUCAUAUUUACCAUGUUUAUGCGCGAUACGCAACGGUUAUUAGGAUCUACUAUUGCUAAUAAAAAUUUCCUCUCGGAUAUCCAUGGCUGGGAGAAAAGAAUGUCAACAUGGGUUACAAAACAAUUCGAUAGUGAUAUGGAGAGAGUUGAAAUGUCAAUUCCCAUUAUUGAGAAACCAGAUGAGCUUCUUCUCAAAGUUAAGACAGCUAGCGUAAACCUAAUUGAUACUGUAAUGCGGAAAGGAUAUGGACGACAAUUAUGUUCAGCAGUAAAAAAUUUCCGAAAUUGUUCAGUCGAUCCCACAACACUGUUACCAUUUAUUGGUGGACGAGAUUGUAGUGGUAUUGUUGAAGAGACUGGUAGAAACGUGAAAAGAUUCAAGAAAGGUGAUGAGGUAAUUGCUGUUGUUGAUCCGUUUAGUUCAGGAACACAUGCAGAAUUCGUCGUGGUAAACGAAUCAAAUUGUGUCUCAAAGCCGACUAAUAUAUCGUAUAUUGAUGGUGCCGCAUUCCCAUAUACAGCUUGUACCGCUUGGUCAGCACUAGUUUCGGUAGCUCGAAUUAAUUCAAAUAAUGCUGCAUCGCAACGUGUACUGAUACAUGGCGGUGCUGGUGGUGUUGGAACAACAGCGGUGCAAAUGCUGAAAGCAUGGAAUAUUAACAAGGUGGUGGUAACAUGCUCGAAUGAUUGUUUUGAUAUGAUGCAAAGACUUGGAGCUAUACCGAUAGAUUAUAAAAGUCGAGAGGCUUUGGAAAAGUUAAUCAGUGAAGGACCAUUUGAUGUAGUGCUGGAUUGCGCUCAAUCGGAAUUGACAGAAUGGAGCAGUAAAGUAAUGGGAUUAUGGCGCAAUAGUGUGCAUGUUUCUCUUUUGAGCCCACUUCUCAGUGAUACUGAUAGGUAUGGAAUACCAUUUGGGAUUGCAUCAACUGCUGUAAAGUAUUUCCUGAGAGCAACAUUGCCAGCAAUUCGACGUGGACAGUGGUAUUCAUAUGCGUUUUUUGCCCCACAUCCAGAAUGUAUGCAGCAAAUUUCGGAAUUUCUGAAGGACGGCAAGAUGAAGCCAGUGAUUGAUCAAAUUUUUAAAUAUGAUGAACUUCCGAUGGCUUAUGACAAAGUGUUGAAAAAAAGGGGAAGAGGCAAAACGAUUAUCAAUAUGAGUGAAAGUUAACCAUUGUAUAGUAUUCGUCGUGAAUAUAAAUAUAAAACAAUCUGAAUUAUAAAAGAUCUUUGUCUACUUAAACAUUAUAAUGGAAAGC